This is a messenger RNA of Verticillium nonalfalfae, 789 nucleotides long. RefSeq lists its product as uncharacterized. Bases 1 to 789 code for a protein of 262 amino acids. Gene Ontology annotation, cellular component: membrane. The record is from RefSeq and is a predicted model, not a curated record. Lineage: Eukaryota; Fungi; Ascomycota; Sordariomycetes; Glomerellales; Plectosphaerellaceae. The transcript is spliced from 3 exons.
AUGGCCUCGACGUCAUCUCUUAUGACGGAUGUUAAAACCUGUGGCUCCGGUGAUUACGAUAACAGCGGCGAGAACGAUGAGACGAGAAGUCGCCUUCGCACUAUCCAACACUACGGUAACCGCUGGCCCUGCUUCAAGGGCGCAAUGUGGGACACUAGCCCCGACUGGACAACCCCUCCGUACGUCACGCAGACGAUAUUUCUCCUCAUCUCGCCCUCUCUAUUCGCUGCAAGCAUCUACAUGAUUCUCAGUCGCGUCAUUCUCGUCGUUGACGGCGAGCACUGCUCCCCGAUCCGACGCGUCUGGCUGACCAAGCUAUUCGUCCUCGGAGACGUCUUGUCGUUUCUGAUGCAAAGCGGAGGCGGCGGCAUGAUGGCCGGUGGUACUCUCGAUGCCAUGCACAACGGCGAACGAAUCGUCAUACUGGGUCUCAUUGUGCAGAUCAUCUUCUUCACUCUCUUCGCCGUUACGGCGGCCCUGUUCCACAGACGAUUCGCGCGUAGCGUCGCUGCGAGGGUUUCGGCCUCGAACAUCCCGUGGCAGAGGUAUCUGACAGUCCUCUAUGUCGCGUCUGGGCUCAUCAUGGUUCGCUCGCUCUUCCGCCUAAUCGAGUACAUCCAGGGCAACGCCGGCUUUUUCAUCUCGAGGGAGGUCUUUCUUUACCUUUUUGAUGGCGCGUUAAUGUUUUUGACCAUGGGUAUAUUUGCCUGGCAACAUCCUGGGGAGCUCAAUGCUUUGCUGGAAGGGAUUCCUGGCAAGCAUGGCUACCGCUUGGAUUCAGUGGGGUAA